Molecule: messenger RNA, 2540 nt
Organism: Salvelinus fontinalis (brook trout)
Lineage: Eukaryota; Metazoa; Chordata; Actinopteri; Salmoniformes; Salmonidae
Product: neurexin-3a-like
Exons: 8
Coding region: 324-1547 (407 amino acids)
Source: RefSeq, a predicted model, not a curated record
ACUUUGCCAUUAACUUUCAUUGAAACACAUUCGUGCUAAUAUGAGUCUGUUACAUGACGUGUACUAUAUUAUAAACCAAAUGUUUUGAAACCUGGAUGCUGAUUGGCUGUAAGCCGUGGUACAUGAGACACAUUACUUUUCUGUUUAGUAUUCUAAUUACAUUGGUAAAGUACUUAUUAUAGCAAUAAGGCACUUUAGGGGGUUGUGGUAUACGGUCAAUAUACCACAGCUAAGAACGGCCCUCAGGCUAUCUGUGCUUCUUCCUCAUCUCUGACCCCCUUCCCUUUAUUACAGAGGCGUCUAUCCUGAGCUAUGACGGCAGUAUGUACAUGAAGGUGGUGAUGCCUGCGGUGAUGCACACAGAGGCAGAGGACGUCUCCCUACGCUUUAUGUCCCAGCGUGCAUUUGGGCUCCUCAUGGCCGCUACCUCCCGGGACUCCGCCGACACGCUCCGUCUGGAGCUGGACAGCGGCCGUGUCAAACUCACGGUCAACCUAGGCAAGGGACAAGAGACUCUAUAUGCGGGCCAAAAGCUCAAUGAUAAUGACUGGCACUCUGUCAGAGUGGUCCGACGCGGUAAAAACUUCAAACUGACAGUCGAUGAAGACAUAUCUGAAGGCCAGAUGGCAGGCGACCACACCCGUCUGGAGUUCCAUAAUGUGGAGACAGGCAUUCUGACAGAGAAGCGUUUCAUCUCGUCCUCCCCCUCCUCUUUCAUUGGACAUCUGCAGGGCCUGAAGUUCAACGGUAUGUUCUACAUUGACAUGUGUAAGAAUGGAGACAUUGACUUCUGUGAGCUCAACGCCCGCUUCGGAAUGCGCUCCAUCAUUGCUGACCCGGUGACCUUCAAGUCCAAGGGCAGCUACCUGGGUCUGGCCACCCUGCAGGCCUACACCACCAUGCACCUGUUCUUCCAGUUCAAGACCACAUCGCCUGACGGAUUCAUACUGUUCAACAGUGGAGACGGGAACGACUUCAUUGCUGUGGAGCUGGUCAAAGGGUUUGUCCACUAUGUGUUUGAUCUGGGGAACGGGCCCAGUCUACUGAAGGGGAACAAUGAGAGAGCUCUGAAUGACAACCAGUGGCACAAUGUAGUCAUCACUAGGGACGCCACCAACACACACACACUGAAGGUGGAUGCCAAGUCUGUCACACAGAACAUCAACGGAGCCAAGAACCUAGACCUCAAAGGGGAUCUGUUUGUGGCAGGUCUGGGGCCCAACAUGUAUCAGAACCUUCCUAAGCUGGUUGUCUCUAGGGAGGGUUUCCAGGGCUGUCUGGCAUCUGUCGAUCUCAACGGCCGUCUGCCUGACCUCAUCAAUGAUGCCCUGUUCCGCUCCGGACAGAUCGAACGCGGCUGUGAAGUUGAUUUCACCAAAGCCGACCUGCAAGGACCCAGCACCACCUGUCAGGAGGACUCCUGUACCAACAUGGGCGUGUGUAUUCAACAGUGGGAGAACUUUACCUGCGACUGCACAAUGACCUCUUACACAGGGACACAGUGCAACGACCGUGAGUACCGUUUAACUUUAACUAUACAUAUGUAGACCGAUGCGAAGACGGUCAACUCUCAUACACACACACACACGCACACAGACAGAGACACACACACCUGCAGCUUCCCCGUGACCAGCUACACUGAUGGACGCAGUGCAACUACCGUGAGUCCUCAGGGGCACAUUGAUUAUCUGCAUGAUGCUAGCUGUUAUUCUGACUCUGUGUCACACUUGUUGUUGUGUGGUCACGGAGUCUCAGGGCUUUAGUAACUCAAGAGUUGAGUUGAGUGUGUGACUGAUGAAACUUCUGGAUCUGCCCGAGCAUUGCAUAAACGCCCCUAAAUAGCUUUCUCGAAUGUGUGUGUAGCUCUUAUCCCCGUGACGAUGGAGACUCUCCUCUUCAAUUUGCAGUGUCUUUAAUUAGACAGUGUAAUGGAGGGGCCGCUCUGCUCGGGGCACAACUCAUUUAAUAUUUAUUUCACCUUUUAUAGGCUAGUUGAGAACAAGUUCUCAUUUACAACUGCGACCUGGCCAAGAUAAAGCAAAGCAGUUUGAAUACAUUUUGGAUUAGAGAUGAUUAAUGUGAGUCUGGAAGGAGAGUUUACAGUCUAGCCAGACACCUAGGUAUUUGUAGUUGUCCACAUAUUCUGGGUCAGAACCGUCCAGAGUAGUGAUGUUGGAUGGGCGGGCAGGUGCGGCAGCGAUCGGUUGAAGAGCAUGCAAUUAGUUUUACUUGCAUUUAAGAGCAGUUGGAGGCCACGGAAGGAGAGUUGUUUGGCAUAGAAGCUCGUCUGGAGGUUAGUUAACACAGUGUCCAAAGAAGGGCCAGAGGUAUACAGAAUGGUGUUGUCUGCAUAGAGGUGGAUCAGAGAAUCACCAGCAGCAAGAGCGACAAGACUGAUGUAUACAGAGUAGAGAGUUGGCCCGAGAAUUGAACCCUGUGUCACCCCCAUAGAGACUGCCAGAGGUCCGGACAACAGGCCUUCCGAUUUGACACACUGAACUCUGUCUGAGAAGUAGUUGGUGAACCAGGCGAGGCAGUCU